CUGUUUUAUUCAACACCUAUGCCAUCUGUUGGUAAAAAGCUAAAGUUGUGGUCUUUCCAGCCUCUCGAAACUGAACUUUGAACACUCUGUAACGUAACGUCGGCGACGGCAGAAGAAGAAGCGUUUUAUUAAGGCGCAGACUGCCUGAUAGAGAGCUCGGAGACACAUGGAGAUAACGUUUGCGGGAAAGCGGGCCUUGGUUACAGGCGCAGGCAAAGGCAUUGGUCGUGCCACCGCACUGGCUUUGUCACGCUGCGGAGCAGAGGUCAUGGCUGUCACACGGACUCAGGCUGACCUGGACAGCCUCGUGCUUGAGUGUCCUUCCAUCAAGCCGGUGUGUGCAGAUCUGUCAGACUGGGAUGCCACAGAGCAGGCACUGAAAGACGUGGGUCCUGUGGAUCUCCUGGUGAAUAAUGCAGCCUGCGCUAAGCUUCAGCCCUUUCUGGAGGUCACGCCAGAGCAGUUUGACAUAUCUUUUAAUGUCAACGUGAAGGCUGCACUCCAUGUUGCACAAAUCGUGGCUCGUGGCAUGGUGGCCAGGGGAAGUGGUGGUUCCAUUGUGAACAUCUCCAGCCAAGCUUCACAGUGUGCCUUAAGAGACCACGCUGUGUACUGUGCCACCAAAGGUGCCCUGGACAUGCUCACCAAAGUAAUGGCACUGGAACUCGGCCCAUAUAAGAUCCGAGUGAACUCGGUAAACCCAACUGUUGUCAUGACAGAGAUGGGCAGAUUGGGCUGGAGCGACCCUGAGAAAGCUAAGACCAUGACAUCACGCAUCCCACUGGGCAGAUUUGCAGAGGUAGAGGAUGUGGUGAAUUCCAUACUGUUCCUCCUCAGUGACAAGAGUGCCAUGACCAAUGGUGUUACCCUGCCAGUCGAUGGGGGUUUCCUGGCCUGCUGACCUGGAAUUGCUUGAGUUGGUCAUACUGAGAGUUCAUAUAGAACACAGGAACAAGCGCAGUUCCAUAAUGAAACUCAAGUUCUGAUCGAUGUUGCUGCUUUGCCAAAAUCAUGUGGCUGAAGCACUAUUGUCGAAUAUCUUGUUCUUACUAAAGUACAAAACCAGAAUGGCUGUCCGAAUGAUAAUGAUCACUCAAGUCAAGUUAGGUAAGAGCUUAGGCUAUAAAAUGUCUAUCUCUUAGAACUAGACUUUGUAUGCCAUAAAUUUAUAUAAGAAGAAAACAGGAGAUCUGAUUUGCAUAAUUGUGUAUUGUAAAUUACACAGGUUGUAAAAGCAAUUGAAUGCACUUUAGAAAUGAUCUCAAGAGAUGAAUAUGAGAUGAAUCCUCACACACAGAUUUGCAAAAGGACAAGGGCCAACCACGAAAGAAAUGACUGGAAUUAAAAAUCGAAGUAAAGGUAUACACGAAUAAAUUUAUUAAUGCAUU
Messenger RNA from Chanos chanos (milkfish), 1388 nucleotides. It is a transcript of the gene dcxr, whose product is annotated as dicarbonyl/L-xylulose reductase. The transcript is spliced from 10 exons. The record is from RefSeq and is a predicted model, not a curated record. The coding region runs from base 167 to 901 and encodes 244 amino acids. Gene Ontology annotation, molecular function: carbonyl reductase (NADPH) activity; L-xylulose reductase (NADPH) activity. Gene Ontology annotation, biological process: glucose metabolic process; xylulose metabolic process. Lineage: Eukaryota; Metazoa; Chordata; Actinopteri; Gonorynchiformes; Chanidae.